Messenger RNA from Humulus lupulus (European hop), 1123 nucleotides. RefSeq lists its product as uncharacterized. The coding region runs from base 320 to 613 and encodes 97 amino acids. The transcript has a single exon. The record is from RefSeq and is a predicted model, not a curated record. Lineage: Eukaryota; Viridiplantae; Streptophyta; Magnoliopsida; Rosales; Cannabaceae.
UUGACAAGUACAUCUCACCUAGGCUCUUCGAACUGAUGUUGAUUCGAGCAUAAGCUCCAGUUCAUGAUGACUACCACAAACCAAACAUAAAAUAUAAGAAUAUAUUCUGUGUGGGGUUGUCACUUUACUUCACUCUACAGUCUAGGCCUCAAAGCUUCAUGAUUGUUAUAAUUGCUACCCAUUAUGAAGUUCAUGAUUGACAUCAUUGAUUCAUCUUUAGUACAGCCAUAUAUAAUUGAAGCUGAACUAGGAUUGAGACUCAUAUCCAUCAAGUACAGCAAAGCAUAGCCAAAGACCAAAAAAAAAACAUUUGCUGGAGAUGUUGAGAAGAGGAGCUGUAACCACAUCUAUGUUAUCAAAUCCCACCGGGUUGGCAGGGUGGUGCCGCCCAAAAAGACGGCUGAGGAGGCGGAGAGGCGCCACUGUUAGGCUCGGGAAUAAGCGCCGGGGAUUCUCUCUUGGAGCACGCCCAGUGGUGCAGUGGGGAUUCAUGGCUGGCCCUAUUCGGAUGCUGAGGAAAAUCAUAACAGAUAUGGUACCAAAUGCACAGUUUAUUGAAGGUGUGUAUUGGUCUUUGCCAUUUCUACGUCCUCAGCUGUUUCCCCUUUGUUAAUUGCAAACUGCAAUUUCUUUGGGUGGUUUUUCUUCUUUCUUCUUAAAAUGUGUAAUAAGGGCUUUCAAGAGUCCUUUUGAUUGAACAGACAGUAUGUGCCUUUGUAAUUACUACAGUUGAAGACAAUCAAAGAUUGAAAGUUAUCUUUUAUAAAGAUUAUGACCUUUUUUUUGUUUUCUUUUUUUCCUUAGAAACUGUUAAGUAUAAGUGAGUUGAUUCAACAAAAAUCCACAUCUGUUUAUGUACAAAUACAUAGAAACACAAUACAAAACCAUAGCAAGUGCUUUGAGCUCCACUUAACUAAAGCAGAGGGUAAUUAGAAGAAAGCCAUGGAAAUAAAGGAAAAGUCCAACAAACAAUCCUAAAACAGGGCAGGAUAACAAGAAGAGAGAAUCUUUUGAAAGUUGUUCUUCUAGCAAAACAUAUUAAAGGUUUACUUUGUACAGAAACCUUAGCCACUUUCUUUGCACAUCACAAAAUUUCCCACCUCCAUAUAGUCCAUUGCAGCAA